Molecule: messenger RNA, 1739 nt
Organism: Lactuca virosa
Lineage: Eukaryota; Viridiplantae; Streptophyta; Magnoliopsida; Asterales; Asteraceae
Source: the annotation of a GenBank genome assembly
GCUGCAACCCAAUCCACAUUGACGACAAUUCAAGAAUUUUAGAGAGAGAGAGAGAAAGAGAAGGAGGAGAGCAGAGCAUAGCAGCUCCAUAGAUAGAUAGAUCAUAGAUAGUGAGAGCUGUUCGAAGAGGAAGAAAACCCUAAUGAUCAACACUAGCUAGAAGAAGACAACAAGUUGAGCUUAGAUUCGAGUCGAUUUGGUUUACUAUCCUCGUUUUUCCCGAAAAUCACAUUGCAUUUGAAUAUCUUCACUACGUGAUAAAGGAAUUUGUGAUUUGGCUAUGGAGAAUUCCAAGGGACCAUCAACAAUAAGAAACAUGUACAGUGGAAAACACUAUUCCCUACCCCCUAAAAGUCCAUUCCCAAGCAUUACCCCAUUUUAUCCUGAUUAUACUACUGCAAGUGGAGCAAAAGGGAUACCAAAGUAUAGGGACGGAAAUGUAAAUUCACAUCAUCAUCAUCAUCAACGUACUUCUUCUGAAAGCCUUCUAGUAGAAGAACAACCUUCAUGGCUGGAUGAACUUCUUGAUGAACCAGAAACACCUGUAAGAAGAGGUCAUCGUCGCUCAUCAAGUGACUCUUUUACAUAUAUGGAAGCAGCUAAUGCCAACAUAGAACACGCUGCACAAAUUGAGUACAGAUUGAGAAACAUGAACUCUCAAUCUCCUCCUUCAUGGGGAUCUCAAGAUUUUGAUCUUUAUAAAGAUGCUAGAAAUGCAUCUUUUUAUGUAGAACAUAAUCCAAUGACAAAAAACAAAAAUCGGGGUUGGGAUUCAGCAAAUUCUUCUAGGGAUGGAUUUGUUCUUCAAAAUUCUACAUCCUCAGGUGCUUCACAAGAGGUUAAUAAGAUUGUUUCACCAACAAAUGAAAAGCAAGACACAGUUGAAUCUUGUACACAAGAUGCACAUAGUGAUUCAUCUAAUACCAAGGGUUCUGCAUCAGAAACAGACACUAAGCGUGCCAAACAGCAAUUUGCUCAACGUUCUCGGGUGCGAAAGCUUCAAUACAUAGCAGAAUUGGAAAGGAAUGUACAAGCUUUACAGGCAGAAGGUUCUGAGGUAUCUGCUCAACUAAAGUUUCUAAACCAGCAAAGUCUGAUUCUGAACAUGGAGAACAAAGCACUGAAACAGCGGUUAGAGAAUUUGGCUCAAGAGCAACUUAUCAAAUACUUGGAACAUGAAGUUUUAGAGCGAGAGAUUGGCAGACUGAGAGGGUUGUACAAACAACAGCAACAACCAGCAUCUGAAGAGCCGAUUGUUAGGCAUCAGCGAAGCAACAGUAGAGAUAGUGUGGAAUCUCAGUUUUCAAAAUUAUCUUUGAAAAACAAAGAAUCGGGCCCACUUCGCAGCUGAAAAACAAACAUGUUUUUUGUUAUAUCUUUUGAGUUGACUAAUCACAGUCUGACCGAAAAAAAUGUCAUCUCUAUAGCAAAUGGUAAACUGUUUGCAGGAUGAGGCCCUGGCCCCUGGGUGGUACUUUUUUUCUGCCUGUUUUUUUGGGAGGUUAUGUGUGCUUGUUUAUGUGUAUGUUUAUGUGUAUGUUUAUGUGGAUGUGUAUGUGUAUGUGUAUGUGGGUGGUUUUGUUGUAUUAAGCUAAUUUAGCAACUUACUUGCGCCUAGUGGUCUCACUGGAGCUAGUGGUAACUAUGGGAAUAUGGGGUGGUUUGUUUCCUCCUAAUUGUCAUUUAUUUGGGGAUUCCUUUCAACAUUUUGUAAUGAUUAUUCAUCUCUUAUGUUAAUU